This is a messenger RNA of Aspergillus clavatus NRRL 1, 1059 nucleotides long. Its product is annotated as sterol desaturase family protein. Gene Ontology annotation, biological process: lipid biosynthetic process. The record is from RefSeq and is a predicted model, not a curated record. Gene Ontology annotation, molecular function: oxidoreductase activity; iron ion binding. The transcript is spliced from 2 exons. Lineage: Eukaryota; Fungi; Ascomycota; Eurotiomycetes; Eurotiales; Aspergillaceae. Bases 1 to 1059 code for a protein of 352 amino acids.
AUGGAUAUCGUCCUGGAGAUCUGGGACACCUUCAUUGGGGACCGUCUCUAUACGGCUCUCUUGCCCGUGUCACUUCCCUCCUCUGUCUCCUUUCCUAGCUUGACCACUGCUACCAAUAGCUCGUUGGCCUUGUUUGGCGCAUCGAAGCCGUUUGUCUAUGAACCCGCCACUCAAAUGUUUCACUUCGAGCCGUCCAAGUAUGCCUACAUGAGCGCAUGGCCGAGGAACAACCUCUAUCGCCAAUUCCUGAGCUUUUUCCUGAUUGUCUGGAUAUUCGGCAUUAUCGUCUACUUCAUCUCCGCUACCCUCUCCUACAUUCUCAUUUGGGACAAGACAACUGUCAGACAUCCCAAGUUUCUUAAGAAUCAGAUUCCUAUGGAGAUUGCGCAGACAAUGCGAUCGAUGCCUAUAAUGUCCUUCCUGACUGCUCCCUUCCUGGUCGCUGAGGCUAGAGGUUAUGCCAAAUUGUACGACGCCGUCGCCGAAGAGCCAUUCCCUUACUAUAGCAUCCUUCAAUUCCCCGUGUUCAUCGCAUUCACCGAUUUUUUCAUCUAUUGGAUUCACCGUGGCCUGCACCACCCAUUGGUCUAUAAGACCCUUCACAAGCCUCACCACAAGUGGAUCAUGCCGAGCCCUUUCGCGUCGCAUGCGUUCCAUCCUCUGGAUGGCUGGUUGCAAAGUGUUCCCUACCACGUCUUUCCCUUUAUCUUUCCCCUACAGAAGAUCGCCUAUGUUUUCCUGUUCGGCUUCAUCAAUCUUUGGACUGUUCUUAUCCACGACGGUGAAUACGUCGCCAACAGCCCAAUUGUCAACGGAGCCGCUUGCCACACAAUGCACCAUCUCUAUUUCAACUACAAUUAUGGUCAAUUCACCACUCUGUGGGAUCGUCUAGGUGGCAGCUAUCGGAAGCCCAACGAAGAACUCUUCCGGCGCGAGACGAAGAUGGGCGAAGAAGAAUGGAAGAGACAAACCAAGGAGAUGGAAUCUAUUCUGCAGACCGUCGAAGGCCAAGAUGAUCGCCAGUAUUGCGCUCCAAAAGAAAUCAAAAAGAACAUCUAA